AUGCCACUUGAGACCGAAUUUGAUCGACGUUUGCUGACAGAUAAAAGGAGUGGCUCCCGUUCAUUUCCUAAAUGUGGUUUCCUUUUGUAUUUGUCAUGUGUGUUUUCCCUCUCUCUGUUUCUUUUAUUUCCUUUUUCUCUUUCGUUCCCAACUCUUUUCUUUCUUUCUUUCUUCUUGACAUUGCACUAUUUUUCCUCUUUUCACGUGACUUUCUUUGCUUUUUCCUUUCUUUUUCUUAAUAUUUGUCUAUUAUUUCUUUCCUCUUCUUUUCACUCUUCUUUCUCUUUCUUUUACAUUAUUUCCAACUCUUCUUUCUAUUCCUCUUUUACUCUUUUAUUCUUUCAUUUUUCUCUUUUCCUCCACCUCUUCAGCUCUUCUUUUUCCUUCUUUCUUUUGAGAAGGAAGAAAGAAACAAAGAGUCCCACUUCUUUCUCUUUAAUUCUUUUUAUUAAUAAUUUUAUUUCCCUUUUUGAGCUUUUUCUUUCUUUUUUACUUUCUUUUUCUUUCUUUCUUUUUUUACUUUCUUUUUCUUUCUUUUUUUACUUUCUUUUUCUUUCUUUUUCUUUCUUUUCUAUUUCUUUGUUUUUUCUUUCUUUGUUUUUUCUUCUUUCUUUCGUUCAUCAUUUUUCUUUAUUUAACUUACCUUUCUUUUUUCGUUCGUUCUUUCUUUCUUUCUUUCUUUCUCUUUCUUGCUUUAUUUCUAUCAUUUUUCUUUCUUCUUUCUUUCUUUUUCUUUUCUUUCUAUCCUCUUCUUUCUUUCUCCAUUUUUCUUUCUUCCUCUUUCCUUUCUUUAUUCUUUCUUUAUCUUUCUUUCUUUUACUUUUUCUUUCUUUUUCUUCAUUUUUUUACUCUUUGCUUUCUUUAUUCUUUCUCUUUCUUUUCUUUUUUUCUUCUUUUAUUUUCCUUCUUCUUUCUUUCUUUUCGAUUUCUUUCUUUUUUCUUUCUUUCUUUCUUUAUUCUUUUUUUCUUUCUUACUAUUAUCUUUUUUGUCUUUCUUUGUUUUUUCUUUCUUUGUUUUUUCUUACUUUUUCUUUCUUCAAUUUUGUCUCUUUAUCUUUUCUUUCUUUUUCUUUAUUUUUUCUUUUUCUUUCUUUUUCUUUCUCUCAUUCUUUCUUUUUUUCUUUCUUUCUUUUUCUUUCUCUCAUUCUUUCUUUUUUUCUUUCUUUCUUUUUCUUUUUCUCAUUCUUUCUUUUUUUUCUUUUUCAUUCUUUUUUUUUUUCCUUUUCUUUCUUCGAUUUUCCUCUUCUUUCCUUUCUGUUUAAAUUUCUGCUUUCUUUCUUUCUAUUUCUUUCAUUAUCUCUUUUAUCUUUUCUUUAUUUCUUACCCUAUUGA
Molecule: messenger RNA, 1332 nt
Organism: Acanthosepion pharaonis
Lineage: Eukaryota; Metazoa; Mollusca; Cephalopoda; Sepiida; Sepiidae
Source: the annotation of a GenBank genome assembly